UGGGCUGUGGGUGAGGGCAGGCCCGUGACCAGACUGAAGCUGGGGAAGUUAAAGGUGGUGCGGCGGCAGCUGCUGCAGAGGUAUGAACACCAGCCCUUUGUCUCCUGUCUGGCUGGUCUCUACGGUUGCCAAUGGAGACGAUACCAAAGAGCCCGCGCACAGCCGGGAGAGUGCUGCUGCAGCAAGGUGGAAUGUGGCAGUUUUGGCCUCCUGAUCCUAACCUUCUUCCUGAGCUUUGUUUUCCUUUAUUUCUGGACCGAAGCUCAGAACGACUACAACGACUUUGACUGGUUUAACUUUGGGACUCUGGGGUUCUGGUUCCCCUGGUCUCUGGUCCUGCUGACUGUUGCAGCUGCUCUCUUCACAUACAUCGCCCUAUUACUGGUCCUGGCUGUGUGUCUGCUGUCUGAGGGUCAAAGGCUGUACUUACACUGGAGUCACAAGACUGGCAUCGUGGUGACGCUGGUGUUCUCCGUCGCAGCCACGGCCGUCCUCUCUGACCUCUGGAGCAAAGAAUGGAAGACUCUCCUUCUCUCGCUGCAGGUCACAGCACCUUACCUUCACCUGGGGGCCGUCUCCAUCAUGGCAGUCCUGUCGUGGCCUAUUGCACUGCACUUUUUCAGAAUGAACAAGAAAGUGCGUCAAAUCGCAGUGCUGGGUCUGUUCCUGUCUGUCCUGUUCUCGCUGUAUCUGGUGCCUCUGGGAAUGUACUCCCCCUGCAUUAAAGAGGCGGGAACACUGGGACCUGCACCCACUCUUAUUGGGCACAGAGGAGCUCCAAUGCUUGCUCCGGAGAAUACUAUCAUGUCUUUUGAAAGGGCCGUGGAAGCUGGAGCACAAGGACUGGAGACGGACGUCACCAUCAGUUAUGACGGUGUUCCAUUCCUGAUGCACGACUCCACUCUGAGGAGGACCACCAAUGUGGCAGAAGUUUUUCCAAACCAAACACACCUGGACGCCUCCAACUUUACGUGGACAGAGUUACAGCAGCUGAACGCUGGCAGCUGGUUCUUAUCGAGGGAUCCCUUUGGCACGGCAUCGUCGCUGUCUGAGGAAGAUCGCUUGCAGGCACAAAACCAGUCGGUGCCCUCACUGGCCCAGUUCCUGGAGGUAGCUGCCAAAAGCAACAGACUGGUGCUGUUUGAUCUGCGGAGGCCCCCUCACGGACACCCCUACAGUCAGUCAUACAUCAACACCACUCUGGAGGUCGUGCAGGCCCACAUCAAUUCCUCCCAGGUGUUGUGGCUGCCGUCAGAAGACAGGAAGCUGGUCCAUGCUGUCGAUCCGGAGCUGCAGCAGACGUCAGGAGAAAAAGCCUCCAUCCAGGAACUGACCGAUGACCACAUCAUCAGACUCAACCUGCACUACAGCAGCAUGUCACAGCAGCAGAUACGCAAAUAUCUGUCAGUGAACAUCAGCACCAACCUGUACGUCAUCAGCCAGCCGUGGCUCUACACUCUGGCCUGGUGUGCCGGAGCUCAGUCUGUCACCACCAACUCCAUCCACAUCCUGUCCCAGAUGGACAAGCCACUCUUCCUCAUGACGCCAGAAGAAUACGGUCUGAUGUGGAUCCUCACGGAUGUGGUGUCCGCCAUCCUCAUCUUUGCAAUUUUCGUAUUCCACUGGUGGAGAGAAAGAGGCCUGCCCUUCUGGUCCGGCAGCCGCCAGACCCACGAGAAUGGACCGUACAGCAAGUUCAGGACAGAGAUGAGUGACGUGUGGUCCAUUUCCAGUGUGAAUGUUCGGCCUGAUCUGAGGAGCACCCCCGGCUCCCCCAGCGUGCCUCACCUGCCCACCAUCUCAGAGGAGUGACUCGGAGGAGAGACGGAGAAAGAGAGGCAAGAAAGACAUCUACGAAGAACGGAGAAAAGGAUCACACAAAAAGAACUUGUUUAUAGUGUUUGUUAAGCCAACAUACGUGCUAGUCUAGUGCCUGAGUUUAGUUUAUUCAACCCGAAUUAUCAUCUAGAUAGAGUUGAACUCGACCUGGUUAGCUUCAGGUUGGAUGUCAGAUUAGCAAACACAACAUUUUUUGAGAGAGAAGUGAUCAGAAACAUCAGAGGAACUUCGGUAAGCUGCCAUCCUCACUCUGCGCUCCGACUGCCCGAGUGCCCUUCAGCAACACGACUCUGGGAGAGAGCUCCUGAGAUCCUGCGUCCGCUCUUUGACUUCACAGGUGGCAUCGAACGCCUGGAAGGUGGAGAUGAUGAAAAUGGAGACCGACACGUCCGAGAACAUAUGGACAUCUGGGGGUGGGAACUCCAACAGGAAGGAAACAUAGAUUCUGCUGUAAAAAGACAAAAGCUGCUUUCGUUCUUAUGCCUAGAUAUUGAAAACCAAACCUCGGAGAGAAGAAGCUGCUGUUCUCAGAACUCUGAAUGCAAAGGAUGGGAGAGCAGAUGUUUUCUGCGUAAGAUAGACUUUUUCAUUGUUCACUGUCUGAGAACACUUUAUACGAGAACGCCUGCUGUGGGAUUUCCUCUCGUACUUUUAAAGUUACGUAAAGACUGUGGCGCUCGCAUCAGAGCUGUAACGCUAGCGGUGUGAGCCCGGGGCUAUGCUACGUUCACAGCGGGUAUUUGACGCGCUCAAGAACUCAGUUUUAGCAUUUGGGGUUAACACUGGACGGUCUUUAUCCAAUACAAUAAGUUUGGUACAAAAUGUCACAAUUAUUAAUUUCUCCUUUAUGAUCAGUUUUCAAAGGGUUCAGUGAUUUAAAAGGGAUGCCAUCCAUCCAAGUCCCUGAUUGGUCAACCAAUUUAACUUUUAUUGGGCGUUCAAUGGCGUUUUGUACUUGGACACCAAAAAAAGGACAUAAUUUGAAUGCAGAAACCCGAAAUGUAAAACUUUGUCCGCUCACAUAGACUUUCAUUGAUAGUGGCUGUUUAAACAGGCGUCACCAGAGGCGAUGUGAACGUAGCAUUACGCAAACACAGUCGAGAUGUCCAAAACCAACAAAAUAAUGGAACUGCUCUCAAGAACACAACACUUAAGCCUCGUUUCCACUGAGAGCUCCGGUACAGUAUUUUAAACGUUUCUAUUGUAAAAUGGACCCAUUGAGCAGUUUCGACCCGUAACUCUUGAGGCCCCCCAUCUGUUAUAGGUCAUAGAAAAUGGAACAGGACGGUUGGGGUGCAGUCGCUGCAGCCACCUGCUGAUUGGCAGAAAGUGAUGACAAAUAUAAGCAAUAUAGCGCUAAGCUCAUUUCAGUUUUCCUCUUUACAGUGGUAUGCUUCUACGCCCCAAUCUUGUUUCAAACAACAUUCAAUUCUUGUUAUACACUAUAUACAAGAAGUAAAGCAAGAAAAAGUUGUUUUUCAAAUUGUUGUUGCUUUUUUAGUCUUCGCACUACAAUGACGGAAUGACACGCUAGCGGUCUACACCCCACAUGCGCCGUGAAAACAAACCGCUCAAAGGAACCGAAGUUUCCCUGAGUGGAAACGCUCGCCAGAAUGAACUGGAUCGUACCGUAGCGCUCAGUGGAAACGAGGCUUAACCUAAAAAGGUUUUUCAGGAACUCCCUGUCACAUUUUUUGGUUAAACAUUUCCUAAAAAGAUCCCAUAAAAGUUUACGAUUGCUGUCAGUAUGUCACUGUACUGCUAAGGCGUGGCGAGCAGGCGGACUCUGACCACUGAUUAAGUUGGGAUGGAUGUAAAACAGCUGACAACAUGGAUGGAGUCGGACAAUUGUUGCACCUUUUCUUCUUGCUCCAAGAAGCAGCAGUUUUUUCUUUCUUUGUGGCAUUAUUUGUUUAUUAACAUUAAUAUAAUCUAAGUUUGUAGAUUUUUUAUUUAAUUAGUAUUUUUUGUUACAAACAGAACCACAGAUGAGUAAAGACUGAGGAGUGUUUGUAACCACAGGAAUAAUAGCAGUGAACUCGCUAUUUCCAAACUCUUUCAUCACUUUCUCCACACGCCAUGUCGUGGAUCUGCCUCUCUGUUUUCAAAGAGGCAACUUAUUCAGGAUCAAACAAUGUCCUGUUAGCAAUUUAGUAAAAAUAAUCCCCAGAAACAGCUGAUGGGUUCUGUCCUACAGCUGGUUUAAAGGCUGGACUGAGAUGCAGCCGAGAAAGCGAUUAGAGAAGCAAUCCUUUUAACUGUGAAUUCUGCAGAGCUGCUGGAUCCCAUCAAAGCCCACAGAGCUGGAGGCCAGCACAGUAGGUCUCCUUUAAGCUUCACUCUGUGAGUUAUUAGACGUGUUAUUUGAACACUCUUCGAGUGACUGAAUGUAAACGUUUGAGAAAGAUUUUCUCAGCCAUUAUUUGUGUUUGCGCUAAGCUUCUGUAUAGAUGGAGGCUUCCUUUAGCUCCUUUCAGCUCAACCAACAAAGAAACUCACCGGAGACUACUCUUUGAACAGGACAAAACCAGAUUUUACACUAAAUACAGAAGCGGUAACUUACCAAAGUGUUGCUGUAAAUGUCAUCUGUGCAGUUUUAGGCUAAACUUCUUUAAAGCUGAAACCCAGAGAGUUGGUUAAGCAGGAUGCUCUCAGGAAGUGCCAUUUAAAACAAGACUGUGGAUUUGUUUCCACGACUCAUUGAAACUGUUUAUUUGCUCAUCGAUAGUAACGUUCAGGAGUUUAUUUAGCAAAUAUUAAACUUUGAGUUAUACACAGAUAGUUGCCUACAUGAAAUGUAUUGAACUUCAAGACGAGCAAAAGGACCAAAUUCAGAUUUUCUUUUCAGUUUGACAAUUUUUAUAAAACCUGUAAGUUUAGAGUUUUCGCUAUAGGUGUUCAUUAUUUUUAUUUGUGUUUCAGUAAACUAAAAUGUUUCGCUGCAAUAAACCUUUUUUUUUUCUUAAUCUUGAUUUAUUUUAAGACUAUUAAAUGAGAACUGCUGUCUAAGAAGUCAGAAAAUGAGUCAAAGGUCUGAGCAGAUCCGACGAGCUUAUAGUUAUGCAGCACGCUGUCGCGAGUUUCUGUUUUGCUGCAUUUGUGUUCAGCAUUUUAGCUCCAGUCAUCACUCUAGCUGCACAGCCGUAUUUAUUCUAUGGAAUAUGAUGAAUUCUACCAUCAGACAGCUUAUUUUUGUGAGCGACUCUGGUGUCAAUGCAGCGCUGCAUUGGUUUUCCUCCCAAGAUGCUUUGCAUUUUGAGCCUUGCAUGUGUUGGAUUUAUCCAACUUUAGUUUUCUUGAUGCUUUUCUGAAAGGAUGUGAUAGCCACUGAUUCAUCUCUGCAUCAUCGUUUGAACCGAGGCAGAUUUAAUGGCUCUUUAUAGUGGUAGUUUCUAUUAAAUAUAACCCUGAGAAUCAAAGAGAUUGUACCAAAAUAGGCUUUAGAAAAUUUUAAAACUUAUUUUUUAUUCCCCUAAUUAAGGACAAAUGUGAUUAGCAAUUUUAGAGAAAGGGUUUUUCACAUUUUCUGUAUUUUUGUAAAUGUCGUCAUAACAUUUUUUAAAUUUAAAAAGAAGUUUACUGUCUACUAGAAGGAACUUAAUCUGAAAAUGCUAUAGAUCAUCUUAAAAGUUAGCUAAAUCUGCUGUUAAAGUCCACCUCUGAUCAUUUUUUUUAUCUUUCAAAGCGUUUUCAGUGGGUUUUUUGAUCAUCAUUAUGCUGUUUUUUCCCCAAAUUAACCCUUUAACAUCUGAGCUUCAUUGUUUAUGUUCUUUGAGUUACUGUCAUUUUUUAAUCAUUAAAACGAUCAAAGUAAUUCCAGCAGAUUCUGAAACUACUGGAAUUACGUUUAUCGUUUUAUGUUACAAAUAGUUUCUUUCUCAAAGACAUUUUUAAUCUGCUUCUGAUUCACAUUUUGAAUUACAAAAUACUCAGAAGAAACAAUUUGGAGCUUAAUUUUCAUUAUAUAUGACCUUCAUCGUCAGAAAAAUGCCACACGGAAAACAGGAUUUUUAUCAGAAUGGGUCUUUAAUGGUUAAACUGUGUUCCAGUUUAUUCUUUCCCUUCUCUAAAUUUAAUUACAUCCUCAUAGAUCAGCGGUCUGCAACCUGCAGCUCCAGAGUCAAAUGUGGCUCUUUGACCCCUCCACUGUAGCUCUCUGGUUACAGGAAAAAAAAAAAAUUAAAUAGAACUCUUAAAAGUAAGUAUGUAGUAAAAUAAAAAAAAAAAACUAUGAAAAUUAGAUUCAACUCAUAUACAAGCAGUUGGACAUUACGUAUCAGAAGCUUUUUGACAGAUUUUUCAGUGCCAGAUUUUAUAUUUUUUAAACAACUUUAAGGAUUUGAAGUGUUUGUAAGACAAAUUGUCACUGAUUUAGCUCUGAUUUAGUUCAUUAAAUUUGCAAAUCUUUGUCUGAAAAUGGAAAAUCUAAUGAUUUGCUGCAUUGAGACGAUCCUAAGUGACACAGGUUGUCUUUUAUUUUGAAAAGAAGUCAUGUGAAAUCUCUGACAAAAAUUAUUUACUAUUUCAAGUUUUGAGAAAAAAAAAGCUUCAUUUUAAUUUGCCAAAAACAACAGUUUGUUUAUAGUAAUCAUAAUAGUAAGAUUAAUAUGAAAACAAAUCGGUAUCUUAUUUUACUGAGAAGUGAAUUGCUGCUCCUGUUGGGAGUUUGUGGUUGAGAAAUUGACCCAAAUGGCUUAUUAAGUGUUGAAGGUUGCAGACCCCGGUCAUAGAUGGAUGCAAACUGAUCAAUUAGUUUGUGCCCAACAAAGAAAUGUGAUUUUUACCCAAUCAGAAACUUUUGUGUGUGUGAAACUUCACUUUAACCUCAAAGAAGAUUAACUUCAUCUCAGCUUCCAGCAGUCGGGGCUGCUGUGCUAAAUUAUCGGAUGCAUGGAAAUAUUUUUUUAUUCUCCGAAAAACCCAAGGAGGAAAAUUAAGUGCUUUCUCGCUUUCUUGUCUGUGUGCCUGCAGAUGUAGUUUAGAUUUUUUUUGACCUGCAAAGAUGAAUGGAAGUUUUGAAUGUCAUUCCAGAGAUUCUCUGUACCCCAAAGUAGAAGAGAAUCUGAGCUCCAAAACUAAUUUCUGAAUCAGAACACUUUGAUGAUGAAAAUCUGUUGAUGAGAAAAUGAAUAAAGUGCUGUUUUUUUUUAUUUGCCACACAGUGUUGUACUAAAAAGUGAUGCUAAAUUCUAAAAUGUGUUCUGUUUUAAACUUUUCGGGUCAUAAAUCAUGUCAUCUGGAAUUAAACCGUUAGAGAAAAGUUUGCUUGUAUUUAAUGCCGGACGUUAGUCAGGUUAUGAUUUUAAAAAUGCUUUUGCCUUUUAUGCUUUGAUGCCAAUAAAUUGUGGAUGACUAAAGACA
Messenger RNA from Oryzias melastigma (Indian medaka), 7200 nucleotides. RefSeq names its product glycerophosphodiester phosphodiesterase domain containing 4a (gene gdpd4a). Gene Ontology annotation, cellular component: membrane. Lineage: Eukaryota; Metazoa; Chordata; Actinopteri; Beloniformes; Adrianichthyidae. Gene Ontology annotation, molecular function: glycerophosphodiester phosphodiesterase activity. The annotation marks the transcript as partial. The transcript has 16 exons. The record is from RefSeq and is a predicted model, not a curated record. Gene Ontology annotation, biological process: lipid metabolic process.